GAAGGCGCGGAGUAAAACCUCUCGCUUUGCCUCUUCUUCUUCGCUGAUCGGACAACCAGCGAUUUAUUCCAAGUUUAGUAGCAUUUGGAAAUUGAUUUUACUAUCAAAGGCCAGUUGUUAUCGAACAUUUUAAUUAAAAGGGGGGGGGAAAAGAGAGCAGCGUUGCCAUGGCGAAGAGGAUUGCCGACAAAGAGCUGACUGACCGGAACUGGGAUCAGGAGGAUGAGGGAGAGGAGGCAGGGACAUUUUCCAUCGCUAGUGAUGAUGUGAUGAAGAGCAGGCCCAUCAAGAAGGCCAAACGUCGUGCUGCUGGUUCAGAGGGGCAGAGUGGAGGAUCAUUCAAAGUGUUUAAAGGGUUCUCCCUGGCCCCUACAUCGGGAACCGGGCCAGCCGCUGAGGGGAUCACAGCCUUCUCCGGGUUCGGGAAUGGGGUAGGGUUUAAACCCCUGUCUGGGCUGUCCAAUGGGAACAGUGUCAGACCUGUCACUCCAGCCCUCACCGGGUUCACCUCGCCUACUGCCACCAAGACCACCACACCAGGUUCAUUAACAUUCAGCGGCCCCUCCUCCAGUGCCGUCAUCACAGGGCAGCAGUCUAAUGGUUCCUCCCCCGCGGUUUCCAGUCGGUCUCUCGGCUCCUCUCUCUCCUCUAACAGCGGUAACAACCAGGAAUACAGUAGGCAGCUCACAGCUCUCAACUGCUCGGUCAGGGACUGGAUCACCAAGCACGUCAACGGAAACCCCCUCUGUGACCUAAACCCCAUCUUCAGGGACUAUGAAAAGCACCUGGCCAGCAUCGAGAAGAAGUACGGAGGGAGUGGAGGGACUGGAGCUGCUGUGGUGGCGGACGGAGGCUCAGAGAGCAGUAGCAGAGCAGAGGAACCAGAGGAGCGGGCAGCCAGUACACCACCACCACCCUCCUCUAGCACCGCCGGCUCGACCGCCACGGCCCCGGUGUUCUCCUUCAGUAAGGACAAGGACGGCAGCGCCACGGCCCCGGUGGACAGCUCAGCCGCUCCGAUCCCCGCUGGCGUCAGCUUUAGCUUGGGCCAGAAGGGGAACAGCUCAUUGUUGGGGUCUCUGAGCACCGGAGGAGCUCCUAGUGUCUCCUCCUCCUCCCUGUUUGGAGGCGCUGCUCCUCCUGCCUUCUCCUUCAGUGGGGCCAAAGCGGAGGCUGCCCCCACCCAGACCACAG
Oncorhynchus keta (chum salmon) is the source of this 1194-nucleotide messenger RNA. It is a transcript of the gene nup50, whose product is annotated as nucleoporin 50. The annotation marks the transcript as partial. The transcript is spliced from 5 exons. Lineage: Eukaryota; Metazoa; Chordata; Actinopteri; Salmoniformes; Salmonidae. The record is from RefSeq and is a predicted model, not a curated record. Gene Ontology annotation, cellular component: nuclear pore.